Messenger RNA from Exophiala bonariae, 561 nucleotides. RefSeq lists its product as uncharacterized. The coding region runs from base 1 to 561 and encodes 186 amino acids. NCBI's taxonomy places the organism in Eukaryota, Fungi, Ascomycota, Eurotiomycetes, Chaetothyriales, Herpotrichiellaceae. The transcript has 3 exons. The record is from RefSeq and is a predicted model, not a curated record.
AUGUCUCGACACGCAUCGUCAGGACAGCAAUAUCAGCUCGUCUCCCCUGGCACACCAGCUGAUCCUCGAGCCAUGAGCCAAAACAACAAGGAUCAGCUGAUCCAAUCGCUCCGAACACACCGCGUCAACACAAUCACAGAGCUGCGCCGCAUUGAGAAGAUCUUUGCUUACCUGGACUCGGCCGAGGUGACCGAGCCUAUGACCACGGCGUGGGCGCAUUACGUCAACUCCAACAACCUCCUGAACGAGCUUCGCGGCUUGACCAGGACGUACCCGUUCAGCUCGGAAUGUUUGGACGAGGCAAAGGCUAUGGUCGUGCGCGAUCCCAGCAGCACCCGCAGCUGGAACUACUGCUGGCUAGUGCUGGUCAAGAUGGAGAAAGAGAACCUUGUCACCAAGCACGCGCGAGCCCUGGCGUCCAAGGCUAGCACCUGGGGUGGUCGACGACCGACGGCCACGGAGUUUGAGAAGCUAGUCAAUGCCUGUGUGGCGGAAUGGACCCGAGCUCUCAGGCAGAUGCUCAAGCACUGGGAUAAGCCACCGAGCACGACUGGAAACUGA